UGUAUUUCCACAGACGUACCACAAAUUGUCAUCAUCGAGCAACCCCAAGCGCGGUCCAUUCGUUUUCGCUAUGCUUGUGAAAAUCGGAAAGGCAGUUUCAGCCCGAUCUUGGGAGUGUCAUCUUCCGAAAACCAUCGAAGCUAUCCCACCGUUGAAAUCGUCGGUUUUCAGGGGCGUGCCAAGAUUGUGGUGCACUGCGUCACAGUUGACACACCUCCCACGCACCACCCACACAAACUGGUUGGACAUGGAGGGGACUACAAGGAUGGAGUAUGCGUGGCCUACAUUGGGCCGGAGACUGGCAUGCGGUUCUGCCUGAGCAACACCGGCAUCCAAUGCGUUCGGAAGCUACAAACUCGCGAAGAACUGCAGAAAAGGUUCCUAAACUAUUCGAAUCCUUACAUAGCGUUUCCCGAAGAUCCUGCUGCCAUCAACCUAAAUUCACUGAGCUUAUGUUUUCAAGCAUUCCUGGAAACUAAGCCGGAUCAAUUCAACUACCUUCUACCGCCGGCAAUAUCCAACGUGAUAUAUGACAAAAAAUCAAACCCAGAACUAAAAAUAUGCCACUUGAGUGACUCUGUGGCACCAGCUAACGGUGGCAAGAAGAUUAUCCUUCUUUGCGAAAAAGUCGACAAAAACGACAUCGCUAUACGGUUUUUCAAGGACAUACCGCCCUAUACAUUGUGGCAGGCGUUUGGAACAUUUUCGAUACAAGAUGUGCACAAACAGGUUGCCAUAGUAUUUCUAACACCCGCGUACUAUGAUUUGUUCAUAACGGCACCGGUACAGGUUCAGGUACAACUUCAACAACGUUCGAACGGAAUGAUUAGUGAACCGUUCGAAUUUUCGUUUCAUCCAGUUGAUAAUGCUACACCCGAAACAGGAGAAAGUUCACGUACAGCUAGUUAUAUGACACUUUCCGACAAUCUUUCACCGCAGUCGUCAAAACGGCUGCCGUCCUUUCAAUCUCUACAACAGCAACUACACUUCUCACAGUCAGAAAAUCGUUACAGCGACGCAAUGAAACCACUAAGCGUAACUCAAGACAGAAACCCUAAUGGAAACCAACAACGGAACGUUACAGAUUCGGACCCCUACAAGUUCACAAUUCCGAUGCAAAACUUUCGCAUCCAAUCACGAUCGAAUAGUCGUUCGGAACAUGAACAAGGCAGCAGCAGUGACGACACUUCAAACGGUGGCGACAGUGUCAACGCAGAACACAGUAGUGAUUGUGACAAGACCGAGCGUGAUAAUCUGGACUACUUUCCAAUAUUGACGAACCCACUAGAAUCUGCAGAAACAGGCAGUAACGUAUCGUUGGGCAAUGUUCUAUCACCAAGAGAUGAAACUUCAACCAGCGAAGAGGAACAGAUUGAAGAUUUUUCGGAUGUAGAACCGAUAUUAGCUCAGUUGUAAUGUGUUGCAACUGGGAUUCAAUCCAAACCUGAUUGAACAAACGCCUUAGUCAGUAAAUAGAUACGCACAGAAUUGGUUUGUUUUAUGUAUCAUACUCACUAUUUUAUAUUUCUAAACGGGACUCGUUUAACUAUGAACUUGAUUUUUCUAUUAUUCUUUGUACUUACGACUAUUGAUAUAUCUUUUAGUAGUUUUUAUCAUAAAUAUCUGUUUACAGUCAGUCUCAAACUAUGGUAGAUCCGA
Molecule: messenger RNA, 1659 nt
Organism: Aedes albopictus (Asian tiger mosquito)
Lineage: Eukaryota; Metazoa; Arthropoda; Insecta; Diptera; Culicidae
Product: embryonic polarity protein dorsal-like
Exons: 3
Biological process (GO): positive regulation of transcription by RNA polymerase II; inflammatory response; innate immune response
Cellular component (GO): cytoplasm
Molecular function (GO): DNA-binding transcription factor activity, RNA polymerase II-specific; RNA polymerase II cis-regulatory region sequence-specific DNA binding
Source: RefSeq, a predicted model, not a curated record